UGUCGAUAACGAUAACACAGACGGGCACGACAUUUGGUUUUUUAUUUGGAACAAAUUUCCAAAAUUUGGUACCUACUUUUUUACAAGAAACAACAAAAAUUGAUUUGCCAGGAUGUCGGCCGUGGAGCUUUCUGUGGACCGCAAUCUCGUUUGCUCCAACUUCGACGGCUAUAAGCUGUCCUUCGACCCGGUGCCGGUUUUCCGCGAGGAGUUGCCUGUGAGGCCGUCGAAGCUGGAUCCUAGUUGGAAUGAAUACUCUCGGCUCCUCGGGGAGCUCUUUGCUCGCCACAACCUUCUGUGCGUGGACCCGUGGAUGCGCCACAACACCUACUUUAUUAACGCGCAGCACCAGGUGAUGCAGUGCAUCUACGAUCCGCAGAUCGGGCAUACCCUUGGCCUGCGCGUCGUCUACACCAUUGAGAAAUUAGAUCACGGCGACGGCCACUCUCAAAUGUCCGGCGACUACAACUACUCCAUGUGCUUCGUCUCGGAACGCUUCUCUGUGAUCUGCGACGGCAUUUCCACCUACCAUUUGCUGGACACCGGUGAUCGCUCUCGCAUCUCCACCGACCAAUGGCAAUUGGUCACCCGCACGCCGGUGGACAAAGAGAGCGGCACGCGCGGUUACAUCAUGUAUGAUGCCCGGCUGGAUGUGGUGCAGGAACGUAAGCAGAUCUCCCUGGUGGCUGGUCAUGUGUCGCGUCGCGAAACAUGGAUAAGCUACCUGGACAUCAUAUGGGGCCAAUUGGCCUUUAACCAAGAUAUCAACGAAUGGAAAUAUACGAUCCGCCAGCGGUUGCAAACAACCGGAUCCCUGCAAUACUGCGCCUUUGAGCCGCGCGCCGAAUCCCUAAUUCUGGCCAGCAAUCGCAAGAUUGAGACGCGCGAAGAGGCCGAGGCCGCCGCAACAGUUGCAGCCACCACUCCUCUUGCUACUCUUCAUCGUCCGAUGCUGAAUGGUCACGACGUAGCGGCUACCGAAGAUGCCGAGGAUGACCGCGGCGUUAGAAUGUACACCUGGAACCAGUCAAAUAGCGAUUUGAUACUCCGCUUUCCUCUGCCCGAGACCGCCACGAUUGCCGACAUCACCAUUCGCUGCACAUCGACCACUGUCGAGGUAAUCUACUUGGAGCAGGUGCUGCUGACAGGCGAACUGUACCAGCCCGUUCUCCCCGACUCCCUUGUCUCGGUGGUGGAGGCAAGUGCUCUCCACAUGAGCCUGGACAAGCAGACGGAGCAAGAUAGAUGGCCACGGCUGCUCAAGGGAGACGGUGAUGACGGUGUCGAGGAGGAUGUGGGGGGACCGCCAAGUACUGCCGGGUUGCCAAUACCAAAUCUGGAGGAUCCCAUUGAGGAGUGCGACCUGGGUAACCCGGAUGAUGACAAUAAGAUAGUGCGCUUUAACCUGCCAGAGAACAAAAUAACACACACCAUCUUCCUGGGCAGCCAGCCGUUGCUCUUCGUCACCAAUAUCCGCCCAGGAUUUCCGGCAGCCUUCGCCACUCGUCAGGGCGUGGACGCCUCCGUGUGGCUGCAGGUGUACCAGCCCAGCCGACCGGACGAGUGGGGUGUGCGACACGUGGGCCAGCUGAACGCCAUGGGCUACGUGCAGGCCUCAAAGGAGAAUCACAAGUUCACCGCUUGCUGCCCGGAGUUUGAGUACUCCGUAAUAUGUGAGGGCCGGCGGAACGUGCUCGUCUACCACUCCCGCCACGAGUCCGCCGAGGGGCUGCGCAAGCGCAACGGUCCGCCCGUCGUCGUUGGAAAACAGAACCUCAUUACAAUCGACUAUGAGCACGGCGAUAUCCUGGGCGUCGCCACGGCCAGCAAUGUUAUAACGAUUCUAACAGAAGGCGCCUUGCUCCACCUGCAGCUCUGAGCCACGGACCCUGACGAUUCAAUUUUGCGUAAAUUACAUUUGAUGUAUAAUUUUAAUUAUAAUAAAUAGAAAAAUAAUUAAGCUACGGUA
Molecule: messenger RNA, 1969 nt
Organism: Drosophila kikkawai
Lineage: Eukaryota; Metazoa; Arthropoda; Insecta; Diptera; Drosophilidae
Product: nudC domain-containing protein 1
Source: RefSeq, a predicted model, not a curated record